Molecule: messenger RNA, 873 nt
Organism: Eutrema salsugineum
Lineage: Eukaryota; Viridiplantae; Streptophyta; Magnoliopsida; Brassicales; Brassicaceae
Product: magnesium-dependent phosphatase 1
Exons: 4
Coding region: 109-681 (190 amino acids)
Molecular function (GO): acid phosphatase activity
Source: RefSeq, a predicted model, not a curated record
AUGAUUGUAAUUUUCACUUUUCCGACAAAAAAAAGGUAGGGUCUCGAUUGUAAAAAAAAAGUCUCUCUCUCUCUCUCGAUCUCCGAUCGUUUCUCUCCGGUCCGAAAGAUGACCGAAGAGAAGGUAAAAGAUGAAGCGAUGCAAAUAAUAGGAAUGUUUCAAAUUCUCCCGAGACUUGUCGUCUUUGAUCUCGAUUAUACUCUCUGGCCUUUUUACUGCGAAUGCCGCUCAAAACGCGAAAUGCCGUCUUUGUAUCCACAAGCAAAGGGUAUAUUGAGUGCUCUGAAAGAGAAAGGAAUUGAAAUGGCGAUUGCUUCGAGAUCUCCAACUUCAGAUAUAGCUAACACAUUCAUUGACAAAUUGAACAUUAAGUCCAUGUUUGUCGCCAAGGAAAUAUUCUCAAGUUGGACUCACAAGACAGAACAUUUUCAGAAGAUACACACAAGGACAACAGUGCCUUUUACUGCGAUGCUCUUCUUCGAUGAUGAAGACAGGAACAUUAAAUCAGUUUCAAAAAUGGGAGUGACAAGCAUCUUGGUGGGUAAUGGGGUUACACUUGGAGCAUUAAGACAAGGGCUUACUGAAUUUUCUCAAAAUCAUAACACUAUCGAGAAGAAUAAACAUGUUUGGCGCAACAAGUAUUCUGGAAAGGCUGCAUCAUCUGAGACCGACAAAGACUGACUUUGCUCCAUAGUUCUGAUCGAUUGGACACACCAUUGUUGUGUAUUGUUUUAAUGGACGAUUAUUUAUAUGGAUUCGUGAAGAUUUGUAUUGAACUGCAGUGUACCAUACUGGUUGAUACGCCGUCUAGGCCGCAAGGUGAGAAUAUCGGCUUUUCACUUGAAAAAAAAAUGGUUUCCACUUGAAAAAGAA